Messenger RNA from Rhincodon typus (whale shark), 1605 nucleotides. It is a transcript of the gene plpp4, whose product is annotated as phospholipid phosphatase 4. Gene Ontology annotation, biological process: phospholipid metabolic process. The record is from RefSeq and is a predicted model, not a curated record. Gene Ontology annotation, molecular function: phosphatidate phosphatase activity. NCBI's taxonomy places the organism in Eukaryota, Metazoa, Chordata, Chondrichthyes, Orectolobiformes, Rhincodontidae. The coding region runs from base 183 to 1094 and encodes 303 amino acids. The transcript is spliced from 8 exons.
GUUCCCCAGCCCACUGCCUCAGUUCUUACCCAGUCCAGCAAACCGUGAGAACUGGGGACAGCGGAGAAACCACCGCAGCUCAUUUCCAUAUAACCAACUCCUUGUUUUCUUGGAGAGAUAGACCCCCCCCCCCCCAAUUUUUUUUUUUUUUUAACCAACAAAAGUAAUCGCCAGUUCAAGUCAUGCAGUUGUCCCCUAAGGAACCACAGAGAAAGAACAUGUGGGAUCUGGCCAUAGAGGUCGGCAUGAGAGUUUUCCUCUUUGGAGUUUUUGUAAGCCAAUCCUGUCUGGUGACCGGAUUCUGUUGCUCUCUGACUAAAGCCCGUAUUACUUGUUUUACAGAAUUUCUGGAUCCUUUCCAGCGCGUCAUUCAACCAGAAGAAAUUUGGCUGUACAAAAACCCCAUUGUGCAGUCGGACCACAUACCUACUCGCAUUAUGUUUGCGAUUUCAUUCCUCACACCCCUAGCAGUGAUCUUUGUUGUCAAAAUAAUUCGAAGGACAGACAAAACAGAGAUUAAAGAGGCCUGUUUAGCUGUUUCUCUGGCCCUUGCUCUGAAUGGAAUCUUUACCAAUACGAUUAAGUUAAUAGUGGGAAGACCACGUCCCGAUUUCUUUAACCGCUGCUUUCCGGAUGGUGUGAUGAACCCUGAGAUGCACUGCACAGGUGAUCCGGAUAUAGUGUCAGAGGGCAGAAAGAGUUUUCCGAGCAGUCAUUCCUCCUUUGCUUUUUCAGGUCUGGGGUUUACCACCUUCUACUUAGCUGGAAAAUUGCACUGCUUCACGGAUAUUGGUCAAGGAAAAAGUUGGAGACUGUGUGCAGCUAUCCUCCCUUUGUACUGUGCUGUGAUGAUUGCCUUGUCGAGGACUUGUGAUUACAAACAUCACUGGCAAGAUGCGUUGGUUGGUGCUUUAAUUGGCACUAUUUUUGCCUACCUAGCCUACAGACAACACUAUCCAUCACUGAAUCAUACCGAAUGUCACAAGCCACAUGUCUGCCUCAUGGUUCAGGUAUCAGCUCAACAGGAAGAAGUCUCCACUCCAGACAAAGCUGCCAACCUGGCUUUAGAGGGUUUAACUGAAGGCCCUGUAUGACUGCUACAUUUCUAACAUGGACAAUUAUCCCUUCUAACAUUCCACAUGGAGCAAAGCAAAAUCUAUUGCAAGAAACAAAUGUAAAAAUCCAUUCUAUAAUCUCUGUCAUGUAUUUUUGUCCUUCGUGUGUCCAUUUGAAAAUAAACUUUGAAAGUAAAAUAGGUUGCUACAAAACUGACAUGCAUGUAUGUCAUCUGAGAUAAGAAAUCCAUUUUCAAAAGGUUAUCAGAUAUUAAACAAUGGCAAAGUGCACUAAAUGCAUAGCAAAUCAGAAAAAUGGUUUUGAAUGAAAAGUAAUUACGGUGCGAGAUUGAUGGAGCAGAAUGCUUUUUACACAAUAUUGAAAAGAAAAUGCUUUAAUUAAAUCUAAUUACAAUAUGGACUGUAUGAAGAGAUUGUGUAUAAAGAGUUGAUUAAAAUGUAAUUAAAAUCUUUGAUGGAUACAGUGAAAUUAAUACUGUGAAAUUAUUAUAGAAAGUUGCGUUGGGAAUAUGAUUGCAAAUGACAGGAA